AUGGAUGGUUGGACGGAGGUACGACGCAGGAAAACACCGGCGAAAUUUCAAACUGGAUUGGAUGAAACUAGCUUCUUCGUAUCGAACAUACCCACAGGGGCUACAAAGGAGGAGUUCAGGAAGAUAUUCAACCUAUUUGGUGGGCUAACAGACAUCUACUUCGGGGGCAAAAAGGGAAGAACGAUGCCAAAGUCAUCCAUCAAGUCUGGGAACAAAUCUCAUACGCUGACUUCAAUUCCAGCAGGUGGUGGCUUUGCUGGAAGCAGAACUGUCACACCCCCGGACCAGACGGUGGAAACGUCCGGAGGCGGGUGA
This is a messenger RNA of Lactuca virosa, 315 nucleotides long. NCBI's taxonomy places the organism in Eukaryota, Viridiplantae, Streptophyta, Magnoliopsida, Asterales, Asteraceae. The record is from the annotation of a GenBank genome assembly.